Molecule: messenger RNA, 2334 nt
Organism: Gossypium raimondii (Peruvian cotton)
Lineage: Eukaryota; Viridiplantae; Streptophyta; Magnoliopsida; Malvales; Malvaceae
Product: exocyst complex component EXO70H1
Exons: 1
Coding region: 126-2036 (636 amino acids)
Biological process (GO): exocytosis
Cellular component (GO): exocyst
Molecular function (GO): phosphatidylinositol-4,5-bisphosphate binding
Source: RefSeq, a predicted model, not a curated record
UUCUCUGAAAGCUCUCCAGGCAAAAUUCAAAAUCCAAGUUUCUUCCUGUAUUACCUAAUUAUCUAUUAUCAUCUGCCGCCAAACAAAAAAAGAGCUUCAAAAAAGGAAAACUUGCCUCUCACGAAAUGCCAAGAAAAGGAAUGAGGAGCCUUUGUUUUAGUCCCAGAACGCCGUCGUUUUCCACCUCUCGUCAAUCCACCACCUCGGAGUCUACGGCCAGUAGUACUAAUCGCCGGAGAUUUUCAGAAUCCAUGAUCGAGCAAACGAUCGACGCCGCAGCUACAAUCAUCAUGAAAUGGGAUGCUGAUACGUCGGCUUACGCUAAAGUCACUUCUCUUUUCUACGAAAGCAAAAGAGAAGCCUUACGGUUCAUAAGAUCUGUUAACGAGUUACAAAAAACAAUGCAUUUGUUAGUUUCUGAGCAAGGUUCCGGUUCGGAAAAACUCGUUCGAGCUCAAAUUUUGAUGCAAACAGCGAUGAAGAGGCUUCAAAAAGAAUUUUACCAGAUUUUAUCGAUGAACCGGGCUCAUUUGGAUCCAGAAUCGGUUUCUACAAGAUCGUCACGGACCUCCGCGAGAUCUAGUACGUCGGAUUUUGAUGACGAUGAUGAGAUCCGAACCGCAGGUGAUUCUAUCUCUGAAAUAGAAGAAGUUUCUUCUAUGGCCAUGUCGGAUUUGAAAUUGAUAGCUGAUUGCAUGAUUGCUUCUGGUUAUGCUAAAGAAUGCAUGCAUAUUUAUAAAAUAAUUCGAAAAUCGAUUAUCGAUGAAGGUAUUUAUAAGCUGGGAAUCGAGAAAUUGAGUUCGUCUCAGGUUAAUAAAAUGGAAUGGGAUGUACUUGAUUUAAAAAUCAAGAACUGGUUAGAAGCUGAGAAGAUUUCAAUGAGAACGCUUUUCACCGGAGAACGAAUCCUCUGCGAUCAGGUCUUUGCUACUUCCGAUCUCAUCAAAGAAUCUUGUUUCACGGAGAUUUCAAAAGAAGCAGCGAUUCUUUUGUUUGGAUUCCCGGAGCUCGUCGCCAAGACGAAAAAAUAUUCGCAGGAGAAAAUGUUCCGUGUACUCGACAUGUACUCGGCGAUUUCAGAAGACUGGAAAGAGAUCGAAACGAUCUUUUCAUUCGAAUCCACUUCAACCGUUCGAUUACAAUCUCUCGACUCGCUGGUUCGACUCAGUGAGUCCAUUCGUUCGUUGUUGAUGGACUUUGAAUCGACAAUCCAAAAGGAUUCAUCCAAAACGAUGAUUCCAGGUGGCGGUUUACAUCCACUAACGAUCUCCUCGAUGAAUUACCUCACUCUCCUCGCCGAUUACAGCAACAUCCUCACCGACAUUAUCUCGGACUGGCCACCACCGGCGAAAUCAACGUUACCGGCUUCUUUCUUAUUCAGUCCAGAUUCCGAAGAUUCAACGGCGCCGGCGAUUUCCGUCCGAUUUGCUUGGCUCAUCCUCGUCUUACUCUGCAAACUCGACGGUAAAGCAAAGCAUUACAAAGACGUUUCCUUAUCAUACCUCUUCUUAGCCAACAAUCUCCAACACGUAAUCUCCAGAGUCCGUACAUCGAAUCUCCAGUACAUACUCGGCGAAGAAUGGAUCACUAAACACGAGGCUAAGGUGAAACAAUUCACAUCAAAUUACGAGCCGUUAGCGUGGGGUGAAGUGUUCGCCUCGUUGCCGGAGAAUCCAACGGCUCCGAUAACGGCUGGUAAAGCCAAAGACUGUUUCAGAAAAUUCAAUGCAAGCUUUGAAAAAGCGUAUUGGAAGCAACGUUCUUGUAUCGUCCCGGAUUCAAAACUGCGAGAAGAGAUCAAAGUUUCCAUCGGAACAAAACUGGUGACAUUAUAUCGAGACUUUUAUAAUACGCAUAUAUCAACGGUCGGAGAUGAAAGGAGUGCAAGAUUAUUUGUUAGGUUUUCACCCGAAGACAUCGGGAAUUACUUCUCUGAUUUGUUCUAUGGGACGGUGAGUUCUGGUAGUUCAUCGACGUCGUCUUCGGUAUCAUCUCAUCACCGCCGGCAAAUGCUGCGGUCGCCGUUAAGAGUGUAAAGCUUUAUUUCUUGUUGAAAUUUGAAGAUAAAAUAAUCGUAAAAUAAUUUACGGCGAUUUUUUGAAAUCCUUAAAAUCGGCGCUAUCUUUUUCAGGUAGUUAUCUAACGACCUUGUAAACUUCAAUGGCUUUCAUAUCUGUUCCUUUUUAAAUCUGUUUAUGCUGUUUACUCCGCAGAUAUGGAAGUUCCAUUUCUCUUUCUAUCCUUUGCUGCUGAUUUUUACGUAAACUUGAGAAUGUAAUAUGUUGUAAUUUAUGAAUUUAAUUGAAUUUUUAAAAAUAUUUUUUUAACAUUUUA